CGUCAGUCCCACUCUCCAUUCCAGCCUGACGCGCGAUGCUAGCCGUUAAAAUGUAGCGAGGAAUCGCGCACGCGUGUUCCUGAUCGCGUUGGGCGAAAAAAAGAGAGACGCAUGCGCGAGAAGCCCGACUAGUGGAGGGUGAGGUGGGACUGAUAGGCCCAAACCAACAACAUGAUGACCCGGGGAUACUGUAGGCGCCAAGUCUAAGGGACAUUACAGGUCAAAUCUCUCCCAUUUACCUCAGGUCGCCAUCGGCGCGCUCGCCAUGGCCCGGCACAGGAACGUGCGUGGCUAUAACUACGACGAAGACUUUGAAGAAGAUGAUCUCUAUGGACAGUCUGUGGAGGAUGAUUAUUGCAUUUCACCUUCAACAGCUGCUCAAUUUAUCUAUUCAAGACGGGAUAAUCCUUCCGCAUAUGCCGGGACAUUAGAAGGAGAAUAUGGCUAUGAAGAUGCAGGACAUAGUAAUGAUUGUAUUUCCAGUCACCAGCUAACUGGUGCUGAAAAAGCUCAGAUUGUUUUGUGUCUUGACCGUAUGAGAGAAGUGCUUGGAGGCUCUGUGUCUGAGAAAGUGAUGGUGGAAGCAGUACUGAGCAGUAAAUUUGAUGUACAGCAAGCUUUGGAAUCUGUACUUGCCCAAGACAAUAAGCAAAAUAUGAAGGUCAAGAAUGAGGAUGCUGUAACUGCAGGGAAGGCAACAAAAGAAAAAGCCAGAGAUUCACAGACAACCAGAAUUGAAUCUGAUGUUGUGCCCAAAGUUACCAAAAUGACAGUGUCUGGAAAGAAACAAGCUACUGGUUUUGAAGUUCCAUGCAUAAAUGCCGAAGAGAAUGGACAUAAUGCUUUUAUACCACAAAAGGGACUCUCGGCUGGAGACGCCAAUGUGGGGAUAACAGAGAUUCUUCCUAAACCACCUUUUCCAUCCCAGACUGUCCAAGCAUCAGAAGAACCAACACUGGCACCAACUUCAGUGAAAAAGUCUGGAAAAGCAAAACAGCAAAUAGAUGUGAAAACUGAGCUGGAGAAGAGACAAGGAGGAAAGCAUCUGCUUAACCUUGUGGUAAUAGGACAUGUUGAUGCAGGAAAAAGUACUCUAAUGGGUCAUUUGCUGUAUCUUCUGGGCAAUGUGAACAAACGGACUAUGCAUAAAUAUGAGCAGGAAUCCAAGAAAGCUGGAAAAGCAUCAUUUGCUUAUGCAUGGGUCUUGGAUGAGACAGGAGAAGAGAGAGAGAGGGGAGUGACGAUGGAUGUAGGUAUGACCAAAUUUGAGACAAAGACAAAAGUUAUCACAUUGAUGGAUGCUCCAGGCCAUAAAGACUUCAUUCCAAAUAUGAUCACAGGAGCUGCAAAGGCUGAUGUGGCUAUAUUAGUGGUGGAUGCCAGCAGAGGGGAAUUUGAAGCAGGAUUUGAGACUGGUGGACAGACACGAGAACAUGGUCUAUUAGUUCGAUCUCUUGGAGUAACACAGUUGGCAGUUGCUGUCAAUAAAAUGGACCAGGUCAGUUGGAAACAGGAAAGAUUUCAGGAUAUUGUUGGUAAACUUGGGCAGUUCCUUAAGCAAGCGGGCUUUAAGGAGUCAGAUGUAGCUUAUAUCCCUACAAGCGGGCUUGCUGGUGAAAAUCUUGUCACAAGGAGUCAAACGAGUGAGCUGACCAAAUGGUAUGAAGGAAAAUGCUUGUUAGAACAAAUAGAUUCGUUCAAACCACCUCAAAGAUCAGUGGAUAAACCAUUCAGAUUGUGUGUAUCUGAUGUUUUUAAAGAUCAAGGAUCAGGAUUUUGUGUGACUGGUAAAAUUGAAGCAGGAUAUGUUCAGGUUGGAGAUAGACUGCUGGCAAUGCCUCCUAAUGAAACUUGCACUGUAAAAGGAAUUGCCCUGCAUGAUGAACCAGUGGAUUGGGCUGCAGCAGGAGAUCAUGUUAUUCUCACUUUGACUGGCAUGGAUAUCAUCAAAAUCAAUCUUGGCUGUGUAUUUUGUUGCCCCAAGGAACCUAUUAAAGUUUGCACACGUUUCAGAGCUCGAGUCCUUAUCUUCAAUAUUGAAAUCCCUAUCACCAAAGGAUUCCCUGUGCUUUUACAUUUUCAAACUGUAAGUGAGCCUGCCACUAUUAGAAGGUUGUUGAGUGUGCUUCACAAGAGUACAGGUGAAGUCACAAAGAAAAAACCUAAGUGUUUAACUAAAGGGCAGAAUGCUUUAAUAGAACUGCAAACACAAAGGCCUGUUGCUCUGGAAGUUUAUAAAGAUUUUAAAGAACUCGGAAGGUUUAUGUUGCGCUACGGUGGAUCCACCAUAGCUGCAGGAGUUGUCACAGAGAUUAAAGAAUGAUAGCUGUGCCAGGACUUCUGCAAUCCAACCAAAUUAAAUAUGUCCAAAUAUGCUUACUUGAUGAAUCCAGUCGUAACAGUUUGAAGGAACAAAGAUUUAUUUUAAACAGAUGAGACAUUGGGUGUUCUUCAAACAUUUUGAAGCUGCCAUUGUUGCAAAACAGUAUGCCAACAGGAAUACUUGUUGGACUUUCUCAGUGCGCAAGUUCCAGUAUAUUUCCCAUCUAAACCUUCACAUUGGUAGCUCUGGUGGUCCUUUAUGAAAAGUUUAUCAGAAUGAUGUACUAAAGGAUGACUCAUGAAAAAAAAGCAUGUUACUUCCAGCCUUAAACUUUGUUUACAGUUUGGGGGGUGCUUAUUUGCUGCACACUAUUUCACAAAUUAAUUCAAUUGGGCUACAAUAUUCCAGAUUUUAUACAAAUGCAUUUUCAAAUAACCUUAUUUUCUAAUGUUUCAUAAACCAUUAUGUAAUGCUGCACCCAAAAAUUUAAUUUCUUUCUAUCCCACAUUAAUUUAAAAACUUGUUGUGUAGACAUAGCUUGUCUAAUAAUGGCUAAUUUUAUUUUUUAAAUUGUAGAAUAAAGUA
This is a messenger RNA of Rhineura floridana, 2908 nucleotides long. It is a transcript of the gene HBS1L, whose product is annotated as HBS1 like translational GTPase. The record is from RefSeq and is a predicted model, not a curated record. The transcript has 18 exons. The coding region runs from base 266 to 2323 and encodes 685 amino acids. Gene Ontology annotation, biological process: translation. Lineage: Eukaryota; Metazoa; Chordata; Lepidosauria; Squamata; Rhineuridae. Gene Ontology annotation, molecular function: GTPase activity; GTP binding.